CGAGGCGCUGGGGGCCGCAGUGUUGGCCAGAGCUUCGGGGUUCGGGGGUACGAUGGUCCAUGCCGUCCCUGCAUGGGGGCCCGGUGCUUGGGGUGCGGCGGCGGCGCGCGACGUGGGCUGUCCCCGCGUCAGCCGCAGGCGUCCCCUCUCGUCGGGACUCUUGGUGCGGCCCGGGCCGCCGAGUGCUGUUUGGCUACGUGGGUUCCUCUUAGGCCCUUGCCCUUUGCCCCCUGCCCCCUGCCCCCCGGGCUCUCUAUAGCCCUUCGGUUGAAGGGAGCGCGGUACUGAUGUCCUGGGCCUUGGCUCCCUGCGCCCUAGUCCGCGCGCAUCCUUCCUAGGCCGAAGCCAGCGGAACCCGCCUGGUCGCCACCCCGCCCCGCGUUCCGGCUAUCCUUUCCCAGCUGUCGCUCUGCUGCUUUCGGGCGUGCCAGCGAGGCUCUGUCCCCGGGGCCGUCCCGGCCUUCUGCGCCCCUUUCCUGCCCUGGAACCUCCCGGCCGACCCGGCCCGGAAUGCGCCACCCGCUCCCACGUGCCCUCCUCAGGCAUGCAGGUUGCUCCUGCCCGCCCCCGGGCUUGCAGGCCACCCCUGCUGCCCGAGAUUCCUCGUGUCUGGCUUCUUAGGAGACUGCUGCUUUCUGCCUCCGUGUGUCGCGAUGUGUGGUUUGGUGGACGUCUGUGAAGGAAAUCCAGCCUUUCACGCGUGUGCGGUUGGCAAAAGGAGGAGUAUUUCUGAUGAUGGUGGGCAAUGCCUCUCGGUCCUAACCCCGGGCUCCGUUCGUUGCAGCUCCUCUGUGCAGUUUCCGUCAUCCGGGAAGCCCACGGGACCCUCAGGCGGGCAGGAUGAACGACUGGCACAAGAUCUUCACCCAAAAUGUGCUUGUCCCUCCCCACCCACAGAGAGCACGCCAACCUGUGAAGGAAUCCACAGCUUUCCAGUGUGUCCUCAAGUGGCUGGACGGACCGAUAAUUAGGCAGGGAGUGCUGGAGGUGCUGUCAGAGGUUGAAUGCCAUCUGCGAGUGUCUUUCUUUGAUGUCACCUACCGGCACUUCUUCGGGAGGACGUGGAAAACCACAGUGAAGCCGACGAAGAGACCGCCGUCCAGGAUCGUCUUUAAUGAGCCCUUGUAUUUUCACACAUCCUUAAACCACCCUCAUAUCGUGGCUGUGGUGGAAGUGGUCGCUGAGGGCAAGAAACGGGAUGGGACCCUCCAGACAUCGUCCUGUGGAUUUGGAAUUCUUCGGAUCUUCAGCAACCAACCGAACUCCCCUACCUCUGCUUCCCAGGACAAAAGGUUGCGGCUGUACCAUGGCACCCCCAGAGCCCUCCUGCACCCGCUUCUCCAGGACCCUGCAGAGCAAAACAAACACAUGACCCUCAUUGAGAACUGCAGCCUGCAGUACACGCUGAAGCCACACCCGGCCCUGGAGCCUGCGUUCCACCUUCUUCCUGAGAACCUUCUGGUGUCUGGUCUGCAGCAGAUCCCUGGCCUGCUUCCAGCUCAUGGAGAAUCCGGCGACGCUCUCCGAAAGCCUCGCCUCCAGAAGCCCAUCACGGGGCACUUGGAUGACUUAUUCUUCACCCUGUACCCCUCCCUCGAGAAGUUUGAGGAAGAGCUGCUGGAGCUCCACGUCCAGGACCACUUCCAGGAGGGAUGUGGCCCACUGGAUGGUGGUGGCCUGGAGAUCCUGGAACGGCGCCUGCGUGUGGGCGUGCACAAUGGUCUGGGCUUCGUGCAGAGGCCGCAGGUCGUUGUACUGGUGCCUGAGAUGGAUGUGGCCUUGACGCGCUCAGCCAGCUUCAGCAGGAAAGUGGUCUCCUCUUCCAAGACCAGCUCCGGGAGUCAAGCUCUGGUUUUGAGAAGCCGCCUCCGCCUCCCAGAGAUGGUCGGCCACCCUGCAUUUGCGGUCGUCUUCCAGCUGGAGUACGUGUUCAGCAGCCCCGCAGGAGUGGACGGCAAUGCAGCUUCAGUCACCUCUCUGUCCAACCUGGCGUGCAUGCACAUGGUCCGCUGGGCUGUUUGGAACCCCUUGCUGGAAGCCAAUUCUGGAAGGGUGACCCUGCCUCUGCAGGGCGGGAUCCAGCCCAGCCCCUCGCACUGUCUGGUCUACAAGGUACCCUCAGCCAGCAUGAGCUCUGAAGAGGUGAAGCAGGUGGAGUCGGGUAUAGUCCGGUUCCAGUUCUCACUGGGCUCAGAAGAACACCUGGAUGCACCCGCGGAGCCUGUCAGCGGCCCCAAGGCGGAGCGGCAGCCUGCCAGGAAACCACCCACAUCCCCUUCCAGCCCGCCAGCGCCAGCACCUCGAGGUCUCGCUGCCCCGCAGGACUCGCCUGUGGGACCAGGGUUGUCGAUUUCCCAGCUGGCGGCCUCCCCGCGGUCCCCGACUCAGCACGGCGUGGCCAGGCCUACUUCACAGCCACCCCAUGGCUCUCGGGCCUCCCCGACUCAGGCAAGCUGGCAACCCUCCAGAGGCAAUUCAUCAAUGAAUCCCCUUAGAUCUGGGCACCGUUGGUUGUUAGGAGUUGGGGUCCUUGGUGGCCUCACUCGAAGCCCUCGUUUUGUUCAGCAGAAGUUCCCGUUGGAGGGCGGUAUCUCCCACCUGGAAGCUGACCUGAGCCAGACCUGCCUGGUCCCGGAAACCUCCAUUGCCGAACAGUUACAGGAGCUGCCGUUCACGCCUUUGCAUGCCCCUAUUGUUGCGGGAACACAGACCAGGAGCUCUGCAGGGCAGCCCUCGAGAGCCUCCAUGGUGCUCCUGCAGUCCUCCGGCUUUCCCGAGAUUCUGGAUGCCAAUAAACAGCCAGCUGAGGCCAUCAACCCUACAGACCCCGUGACGUUUAACCCUCAGAAGGAGGAAUCGGAUUGUCUACAAAGCAACGAGAUGGUGCUACAGUUUCUUGCCUUUAGCAGAGUGGCCCAGGACUGCCGAGGGACGUCAUGGCCAAAGACUGUGUAUUUCACCUUCCAGUUCUACCGCUUCCCACCCGCAACAACGCCACGACUGCAGCUGGUCCAGCUGGAUGAGGCCGGCCAGCCCGGCUCUGGUGCCCUGACCCACAUCCUCGUGCCUGUGAGCAGAGACGGCACCUUUGAUGCUGGGUCUCCUGGCUUCCAACUGAGGUACAUGGUGGGCCCUGGGUUCCUGAAGCCAGGUGAGCGGCGCUGCUUUGCCCACUACCUCGCCGUGCAGACCCUGCAGAUCGACGUCUGGGAUGGAGACUCCCUGCUGCUCAUCGGAUCUGCCGCCGUCCAGAUGAAGCACCUCCUCCGCCAAGGCCGGCCAGCUGUGCAGGCCUCCCAUGAGCUUGAGGUUGUGGCAACCGAAUACGAGCAGGACACCAUGGUGGUGAGUGGAGACAUGCUGGGAUUUGGCCGCGUCAAGCCCAUCGGUGUCCACUCGGUGGUGAAGGGCCGGCUGCACCUGACCUUGGCCAACGUGGGUCACCUGUGUGAACAGAAAGUGAGAGGUUGUAGCAUAUUGCCACCAUCUAGAUCUCGGGUCAUCUCAAAUGAUGGAGCCAGCCGCUUCUCUGGAGGCAGCCUCCUCACAAGUGGAAGCUCAAGGCGAAAACAUGUGGUGCAAGCGCAGAAGCUGGCGGACGUGGACAGUGAGCUGGCCGCCAUGCUGCUGACCCAUGCCCGGCAGGGCACGGGGCCCCGGGACGUCGGCCGUGAGUCGGAUGCCACCCGCAGGCGUAAACUGGAGCGGAUGAAGUCUGUGCGCCUGCAGGAGGCCGGGGGAGAGUUGGGCCGGCGCGGGACGAGCGUGUUGGCCCAGCAGUGCGUCCGCACACAGCACUUGCGGGACCUACAGGUCAUCGCCGCCUACCGGGAGCGCACGAAGGCCGAGAGCAUCGCCAGCCUGCUGAGCCUGGCCAUCACCACGGAGCACACGCUCCACGCCACACUGGGGGUCGCCGAGUUCUUUGAGUUUGUGCUUAAGAACCCCCACAACACACAGCACACGGUGACCGUGGAGAUCGACAACCCUGAGCUCAGCGUCAUCGUGGACAGUCAGGAGUGGAGGGACUUCAAGGGUGCUGCUGGCCUGCACACGCCGGUGGAGGAGGACAUGUUCCACCUGCGCGGCAGCCUGGCCCCCCAGCUCUACCUGCGCCCCCACGAGACCGCCCACAUCCCGUUCAAGUUCCAGAGCUUCUCUGCUGGGCAGCUGGCCAUGGUGCAGGCCUCUUCUGGGUUGAGCAACGAGAAGGGCACAGACACCGUGUCACCUUGGAAGUCCAGCACAGUGCCCGCUAAACACGCCAAGGUCUUGUUCCGAGCGAGUGGUGGCAAGCCCAUCGCCGUGCUCUGCCUGACCGUGGAGCUGCAGCCCCACGUGGUGGACCAGGUCUUCCGCUUCUAUCACCCGGAGCUCUCCUUUCUGAAGAAGGCCAUCCGCCUGCCGCCCUGGCACACGCUUCCAGGCAGGUCCUGCACUGAUCCUGCGGCCCACAUGUUGCAGGCUCACCUGUUGGAAGCUGGAAAUGUGGAGAGGACUCUUCGUGACAUUUCCCCUGCUCCAGGUGCUCCGGUGGGAAUGCUUGGUGAGGACCCCCCGGUCCACGUUCGCUGCAGCGACCCGAAUGUCAUCUGUGAGACCCAGAAUGUGGGCCCGGGGGAGCCGCGGGACGUGUUUCUGAAGGUAGCCAGUGGUCCGAGCCCAGAGAUCAAAGACUUCUUUGUCAUCAUUUAUUCGGAUCGCUGGCUGGCGACACCCACACAGACGUGGCAGGUCUACCUCCACUCCCUGCAGCGCGUGGAUGUCUCCUGCGUUGCAGGCCAGCUGACCCGCCUGUCCCUCGUCCUUCGGGGGACGCAGACAGUGAGGAAAGUGAGAGCUUUCACUUCGCACCCCCAGGAGCUGAAGACGGACCCCAAAGGUGUCUUCGUGUUGCCGCCUUGUGGGGUGCAGGACCUGCAUGUCGGUGUGAGGCCCCUCAGGGCUGGCAGCCGCUUCGUCCACCUCAACCUAGUGGACGUGGAUUGCCACCAGCUGGUGGCCUCCUGGCUCGUGUGCCUAUCCUGCCGCCAGCCGCUCAUCUCCAAGGCCUUUGAGAUCACGUUGGCUGUGGGCGAAGGGAAGGGUGUCAACAAGAGGAUCACCUACACCAACCCCUACCCCUCCCGGAGGACGUUCCACCUGCACAGCGACCACCCGGAGCUGCUGCGGUUCAGGGAGGACUCCUUCCAGGUUGCAGGUGGAGAGACCCACACCAUCGGCCUGCAGUUUGCGCCCAGUCAGAGAGUGGGGGAGGAGGAGAUCCUGAUCUACAUCAAUGACCAUGAGGACAAGAACGAAGAGGCAUUCUGCGUGAAGGUCAUCUACCAGUGAGGGCUUGAGGGUGACAUCCUUCCUGGGGCGCCUGGCUGGGGCCUGUCUGCCCCUCCUGCCCUACAGGCUGUCCUCCCCGCCUCUCCGCAGCCGUUGACCUCAGGGCCCACCACUUGGCUGAGGAAGCAGAGAGCGCGCGCUGGUCAUUUUGUAGUACCUGCGUCCGGCUUAGCUGCUGCUGACACCCAGCAGGCCUGGGUUCUGUGAGUGUGAACUCUGUGGCGUGGCUCUGGUUCUGGUGCUGCCGUCUGCACACGUGGGAUCCUCAUUAUCUCUGUUGCUCAAAAUGUAUUUUGUGAAUCAUCCUAAAUGAUAAAAUUAUGUUUUUCUUACUGGAUUUUGUACAAACAAUCUAUUAUUUGCUAUGCAAUAUUUUAUGCUGGUAUUAUAUCUAUUUUUUAAAUUGUUGAACAAAAUACUAAACUUUUCCAUGUCA
This is a messenger RNA of Chlorocebus sabaeus (green monkey), 5770 nucleotides long. The record is from RefSeq and is a predicted model, not a curated record. Lineage: Eukaryota; Metazoa; Chordata; Mammalia; Primates; Cercopithecidae.